Notodromas monacha is the source of this 439-nucleotide messenger RNA. NCBI's taxonomy places the organism in Eukaryota, Metazoa, Arthropoda, Ostracoda, Podocopida, Cyprididae. The record is from the annotation of a GenBank genome assembly.
GUCACAUCUUAAACGCCGCAUGUAAAGAGGUCUGAGAAGUUGCGGGUACGGUAAUCGGUCGAACUUGUGUAAUUCUGUUCCAGUGACAUCAUCGUGAGAUUUUGUGAUGGCGAAGCAUCAUCCCGAUCUUAUCUUCUGUCGCAAACAACCUGGAGUCGCCAUUGGCCGUCUCUGCGAGAAGUGCGAUGGAAAAUGCGUCAUAUGUGAUUCGUACGUGAGACCUUGCACCCUCGUACGAAUCUGCGAUGAAUGCAACUACGGAAGCUAUCAGGGUAGAUGCGUCAUAUGCGGUGGACCAGGAGUUUCUGAUGCUUACUACUGCAAGGAAUGCACAAUCCUGGAGAAAGACAGAGACGGAUGUCCAAAGAUCGUCAAUCUCGGUAGCUCGAAGACGGAUUUGUUUUAUGAACGGAAAAAAUACGGAUUUAAGAAAAGGUAG